UUCUCCAUUGAGUCACUUCGGAAUGCCAAAACCCCAUGGCCACUUACGUCAUCGCCGGCGGCGGCGCCACCACCACUGCUUUCAUCAGAAGUCCUCGCCGUAGCUCCUUUUCAGCUGCUCACUUAAGUUCUCAGCUAGCACUUAACUUUCCUCAAAAUCGCUCUAACCGUCGCGGGACGUCGAAACAGUUUUCGCCAAUUUAUGCUUCCGUUUCCACUUCGCCGGCGCCGGUGACUAAGCCUGAUGAACUCGUCGGAUCUAUUCUUUCCAAGGUUAUGCAAACAGAUCGAGGGGUUUCCCUGACAAGGGAUGAGCACAAAAGGGUAGCCGAAGUGGCUCAAGAAUUGCAACGUUUCUGUGUGGAUGAACCUGUGAAAUGCCCUCUAAUAUUCGGAGAAUGGGAUGUAGUGUACUGCUCAAAUCCCACUUCACCUGGGGGUGGCUAUCGGAGUGCGUUUGGUCGCCUUUUCUUCAAAACAAAGGAAAUGAUUCAGGUUGUUGAAGCCCCUGACAUUGUCAGGAACAGAGUGUCCUUUUCACUUUUUGGUUUCCUUGAUGGGGAGGUUUCCUUAAAAGGAAAAUUGAACGUCCUAGAUGAAAAAUGGAUACAAGUUGUUUUCGAGCCGCCUGAACUCAAGGUAGGGGCACUAGAUUUCCAGUAUGGUGGCGAGAGUGAAGUUAAAUUAGAGAUCACAUACAUUGACGAGAAGAUCAGGUUGGGAAAGGGCUCCAGAGGUUCCUUUUUUGUGUUUCAAAGACGCAAACCUUGAAAAGGGAGUCGUUUAAGCUACUCUUCCAUAUAUACUAUACACCAGAUUCUAUUUACAAACAUAUCGUUGAAAGUGAAAGCCAUAUUAAACAUUGUUUAGAGAGAA
Messenger RNA from Nicotiana attenuata, 875 nucleotides. RefSeq names its product probable plastid-lipid-associated protein 8, chloroplastic. Bases 36 to 770 code for a protein of 244 amino acids. Lineage: Eukaryota; Viridiplantae; Streptophyta; Magnoliopsida; Solanales; Solanaceae. The record is from RefSeq and is a predicted model, not a curated record. The transcript has 4 exons.